AUGGAGAAAGUCUGGUUCAAGCUCCGUCAAACCGAUUAUCCUCCGCCGCCAGAAGAUGCGAUUCUUCGUGGCGAUGGCGACGAUUCGGCCGCACCUCUCUGUUUAGGUCACACCGUUCCGAAUCUCAAGAGCCUAGACUUUCCUCUAAACCAGCACUCGGUUCUAGCAUUUCCCCAUCGCAUGAGAGUAUUCUGCAAUACGACAUUGAACUUUACCUGGGAUGACACCAGAUUAAAGUCGCCGGGCACUAACCUCGCCGCCGGGGCGCCGAUCCUUGCAGCUGCUGGCAUUGCAGCCAAGGCGAGCUUGCAGUUUGCGUUCAUGCGAACUGUACAAAGCUACGAAGCUUAUGAGCGACUGGAAACGUAUAUCGUGCAGCCUACCAAGGGUUAUAUUGAGGAUUGCCUGGCGCAGGAUAACCUGAAAGCUCACAUCAAGGGCAAGGUAGCUUGGUCAAUGUUUCUGAUUACAGGUAUAAAGGUUGCUCGUGCGGGGAAGAGAGAGGCGCAGGAACAGAAAAGUCUUGCAGCUGACAUAGGACCAGAGAUGGAUCUUCCACUGGUCGCAACAAUCAGGGCUACCGCGACUACGCAUCGCAUCGCAUCGCAAAAGACUUCUGGCGAGCAUCCUGGGGACUUUGUCUGGGCCAUCCGAGUUGCCAAGAUAAGCAGAGGCUUCUUGAUGAAGGACUGGACCAUCGCUCCGUAUUCUACGAGAGCUACCUGGAGCACUGCGGCGGAGGACGAGGUGGAUGUCGAAGCUGUCUUGCGCGGAGAAGGACUGGAUAGCUUCAAAGUGGUGGAGGAUGAAGAGCUUGACGAAGCCGUUGUAUUUGACGAAGAUAUGACUGAUUGA
Molecule: messenger RNA, 855 nt
Organism: Fusarium sp. VM40
Lineage: Eukaryota; Fungi; Ascomycota; Sordariomycetes; Hypocreales; Nectriaceae
Source: the annotation of a GenBank genome assembly